This is a messenger RNA of Rotaria sordida, 915 nucleotides long. The record is from the annotation of a GenBank genome assembly. NCBI's taxonomy places the organism in Eukaryota, Metazoa, Rotifera, Eurotatoria, Philodinida, Philodinidae.
AUGGGUGACUACUCGAAAGCUCUAGAAUUUUAUGACAAAUCACAUCAAAUUCUAGAAAAAGCUCUGCCACCGACUCAUCCAGAUUGGGCUACUUCCUACAACAACAUCGGUCUGACGUAUAACAAGAUGGAUGUUUACUCGAAAGCGCUUGAAUUUUACGAAAAAGCACAUCAAAUUAAAGAAAAAGCUCUGCCUCCGCAUCAUCCUCAUUUGGCUAGUUCAUACAAUAACAUCGGUGGAGUGUAUAAUGACAUGGGUGACUACUCGAAAGCACUUGAAUUUUACGAAAAAACACAUAAAAUCUACCAAAAAGCUCUAUCUCCCAAUCAUCCCGAUUUGGCUACUUCCUACAACAACAUCAGCUCGACGUAUCAUGGCUUGGGUAAUUACGCAGCAGCUCCUAAGGCUACUACAUAUGCUUUUCAAAUUAGACAAAAUGCAUUUCAAGAAGAUAAUCUAGCUUGUGCUUUUACAUACAACUGGGCCCUCGCAAUAUUUCAACAAAUGUUACCUGAAAGGCAUCCCAAUCCGGCUAUUAUAUACAGUAAUAUUGGUGAUAUUCAUCGAUUAAUGGGUGAUUAUGAAAGGACACUCUCGUUUCACCGAAAAGUAUUAAAUAUUCAAGAGAAAGUUCGAUGUAAUCCUCUGGAAUGUGCAACAACAUAUACAAAUUUAGAUGAAACAUAUCGAGAAAUGAAAGAUUAUUCAACAGCAUUGACAUAUUUCGAAAAAGGAUUAGAAAUACGUGAAAAGAACCUACCAAAAAACCAUCCUGAUGUAGCUGUAAUCUAUCAUAAUAUAGCGAAAUUAUAUUUGUCCACUGGAAAAUAUAUUGUAACAUUAAAUUUAGCUGAUGAUUCAGGUACAUCGAUUUUACAUCUUAAUUUAACUGGUUAUUCUAAUUUUAAUGAUUAG